Molecule: messenger RNA, 3271 nt
Organism: Rhinolophus ferrumequinum (greater horseshoe bat)
Lineage: Eukaryota; Metazoa; Chordata; Mammalia; Chiroptera; Rhinolophidae
Gene: SLC9A8
Product: solute carrier family 9 member A8
Exons: 16
Coding region: 243-1985 (580 amino acids)
Biological process (GO): regulation of pH; proton transmembrane transport; sodium ion transport
Cellular component (GO): membrane; Golgi apparatus
Molecular function (GO): sodium:proton antiporter activity
Source: RefSeq, a predicted model, not a curated record
GGCCAGAGGGUAAAGAGGCCCUGGAUGAACUCUAGUCUUUAAGGGCCUGGGAAGGUCAUGCCGUGGGCCUCCCCCCACCCUCAGGCUAUAGAGUCGAAGGGACAGAAGGGCCAUCCUCGCGGCCGAGGCCCCGCCCCCAUCUCGUCGACCGUCCCGCGCCUCCAGCGGAAGCCGGAAGCAAGGACAGGCGGGCCCUGCUAGCCCUGCGGCUCCCAACUCGGUGGUCUUGGAGGCUCCGCAGGAUGGGGGAGAAGAUGGCGGAAGAGGAGUUCCCCAACACAACUCAUGAAGGUUUCAAUGUCACUCUCCACACUACCCUGGUUGUCACUACAAAACUGGUGCUCCCGACCCCUGCCAAGCCCAUCCUCCCUGUGCAGACAGGGGAGCAGGCUCAGCAGGAGGAACAGUCAAGUGGCAUGACCAUUUUCUUCAGCCUCCUCGUCCUAGCUAUCUGCAUCAUAUUGGUGCAUUUACUGAUCCGCUACAGAUUACAUUUCUUGCCAGAGAGUGUUGCUGUUGUUUCUCUAGGUAUUCUCAUGGGAGCAGUUAUAAAAAUUAUAGAGUUUAAAAAACUGGCAAAUUGGAAGGAAGAAGAAAUGUUUCGUCCGAAUAUGUUCUUCCUCCUGUUGCUCCCGCCUAUUAUAUUUGAGUCAGGAUAUUCAUUACACAAGGGUAACUUCUUUCAAAAUAUUGGUUCCAUCACCUUGUUUGCUGUUUUUGGUACAGCAAUUUCCGCUUUUGUAGUAGGUGGAGGAAUUUAUUUUCUGGGUCAGGCUGAUGUAAUCUCUAAACUCAACAUGACAGACAGCUUUGCAUUUGGCUCCCUAAUUUCCGCUGUCGAUCCAGUUGCUACUAUUGCUAUUUUCAAUGCCCUCCAUGUGGACCCAGUGCUCAACAUGCUGGUUUUUGGAGAGAGUAUUCUCAAUGAUGCAGUUUCCAUUGUCCUGACCAACACAGCUGAAGGUUUAACAAGAAAAAAUAUGUCAGAUGUCAGUGGGUGGCAAACAUUUUUACAAGCCCUUGGCUACUUCCUCAAAAUGUUCUUUGGCUCAGCAGCGCUCGGCACUCUCACUGGCUUAAUCUCUGCAUUAGUGCUAAAACACAUCGACCUGAGGAAGACGCCUUCCUUGGAGUUCGGCAUGAUGAUCAUUUUUGCUUAUCUUCCGUAUGGGCUCGCAGAAGGAAUCUCACUCUCUGGCAUCAUGGCCAUCCUGUUCUCAGGCAUCGUGAUGUCCCACUACACACACCAUAACCUGUCCCCGGUCACCCAGAUCCUCAUGCAACAGACCCUCCGGACUGUGGCCUUCUUGUGCGAAACAUGUGUGUUUGCAUUUCUUGGCCUGUCCAUUUUUAGUUUCCCUCACAAGUUUGAAAUUUCCUUUGUCAUCUGGUGCAUAGUGCUUGUACUGUUUGGCAGAGCGGUGAACAUUUUCCCUCUUUCCUACCUCCUGAAUUUCUUCCGUGAUCAUAAAAUCACACCGAAGAUGAUGUUCAUUAUGUGGUUCAGUGGCCUGCGGGGCGCCAUCCCCUACGCCCUGAGCCUGCACCUGGACCUGGAGCCCAUGGAGAAGCGGCAGCUGAUAGGCACCACCACCAUCGUCAUCGUGCUUUUCACCAUCCUGCUGCUGGGGGGCUGCACCAUGCCCCUCAUCCGCCUCAUGGACAUCGAGGACGCCAAGGCACGGCGCCGGAACAAGAAGGACGUCAACCUCAGCAAGACCGAGAAGAUGGGCAACACUGUGGAGUCAGAGCACUUGUCCGAGCUCACCGAGGAGGAAUAUGAGGCCCACUACAUCAGGCGGCAGGAUCUCAAAGGCUUCCUGUGGCUGGACGCCAAGUACCUGAACCCCUUCUUCACACGGCGGCUGACCCAGGAGGACCUCCACCAUGGACGCAUCCAGAUGAAAACCCUCACCAACAAGUGGUAUGAGGAGGUGCGCCAGGGCCCCUCUGGCUCUGAGGACGAUGAGCAGGAGCUGCUGUGACCCAGCAGGGCGCUGCCAUCGGCCCCCCCCCAGGGCUCCCAGGACGACACCCGCAAGGGCCCCCAGGGCGUGUGCAUUUGGCUGCUCUUCAGGGAAGAAGAAAGCAGGGUGAAGCCAAGGCAGUCUUCUUAACCCGGAACGUCUAGGCCCCGGGACCAGCUGGUUUCUUCUGAGACAUGUCCCUCCCCCUCCUCACGGGCCAGACCUCUGCAGACUGCAGGGACCACCUGUCCAGGUAAAUGUUUCCUUUCGCUUCUGCUGUCCAGGCAAAGUCACCCGUCCAGCCGCGGUGCCUGACAGGAGAGCUCCUGCUGUGGAAGCUGUCGUGACUGGGUGUCCUGGGCUCUGGCUUGCAGUUUCUGCCAUUGCCAGCCGCUGCCUUCAUCGCGACCCCAGAAGGCCGAGGCCAGGCCCUUCCCUACUGGAAUGGGUGUGUACCAGCAGGGCGAGGAGCCAGCUGCCAUUUUCCUCCUCAUCAUCAAGGUGCCUCCAGCCUCAGCAGCAGCCAUUCUGACCUGAGUGGCAGGCCCGGCGAUCUGGAAAACCUCACACUCCCCCUUUGUGAUGUUGCUUGCACACCCUGAGAAAGAAAAACUGAGUGACUUUUCUCUUCUUUACCUCUGAUUGGCACCUCGCAGGCUGUCCCCCUGGGUGGCAGGCAGCUACUGCCCUUCUCUGGGAAUACUGUGAAUGUUUACACUGGUACUGACAUGCGGGCACAGGCCCUUCUUUCCAGCCUCACUGGAAGCUGCAUCCCUGUGUCUUUUGGGGUAAAUGAGCCUAUUCUGCAGAGUCAGAGCGCCCUCUGGAGGGAAAAGCUAGAGGUACAGGGCUUAUGCAGGCCAGCAAUUGCUGCCUGAAUUGUUUAAAUUCAUGCACUUGAACAAGUGGUCAGAGCCUACAGUCGUCUCCCUCUCCUUGAUUCCCUACUCUCUGCCCUUGUUUGUCCAGAUGCCCCUUUUCCUGGGCGCCGCGGGGCUCUGCCCACCAUUUACGACUGAUCAGCUUUUCCUCUUUCCCAGUUCUCUACUGUUUUGGGUCCCAUUUGUCCCCCAUGUCAGGGUCACAGCUCACCCAAGCACUAAGGCAGGGGGCCAGAGACUGCCCCCUCCCGAGGUCUCCCUCUCUCCCUCUCUCUCUCUCUCACACACACACACACACCCGCCCCUUCCCUGUGGGCCCAGCCCCUGGGCCAUCUCAGGCUGAGGAGCUUCUGAUCAUGCCCAGAUGGAAGGAGUUACUGCCUCACACCCACCCCCACCCGACCUUUAACAAGCCUUGUACCU